Rhodofomes roseus is the source of this 2322-nucleotide messenger RNA. Its product is annotated as ras guanine nucleotide exchange factor domain-containing protein. The transcript has 6 exons. NCBI's taxonomy places the organism in Eukaryota, Fungi, Basidiomycota, Agaricomycetes, Polyporales, Fomitopsidaceae. Gene Ontology annotation, biological process: Ras protein signal transduction; positive regulation of GTPase activity. Gene Ontology annotation, cellular component: plasma membrane. Gene Ontology annotation, molecular function: guanyl-nucleotide exchange factor activity. The coding region runs from base 46 to 2037 and encodes 663 amino acids. The record is from RefSeq and is a predicted model, not a curated record.
AACCUCCUCCCCCUCUUCACGAGCUACUACAAGCUCUACAGCGCCAUGUGUCGCUGCGACGUUUCGCGUUUGCCGAAGGAAGCGAAGGCGUACUUGACCCAGCUUGUACAGGCCGAAGAACUCGUUGCUGGAUCCGCAGGGUCGGUUUGCUACACCGCCACGUAUGAUACAGCCCUGAAGGCUCUUGCUUUCUCUCGCACGCUCAUGACCUGCUACUUCGACACGAUCGAGGCGCGCAUGAAGGAGGAAACCCGCGACCGCGCGCUCGCGACAGGUUAUCAGCUCAUGGAAAUGACUAUGUCUAACUUCCGCACCGUCUUGCAGACGGUGGAGUUGGAGAAGGAGCUCGCGGAGACGGCUACCGUAAAACCGAGCCUAUUCGACCGCCUGCGCAAGGUCUCGUUGGGAUGCUUGGCGGCGCUCGAUCCCUCUUUGCCCUCUACCCCUGCGCGUGCAUCACACGGGCCUUUCCGCCACUCCGCUAUCACGCUGGAGGAUCGAACUGUGCGCCAGUCUAGCAUCUACACUCCUUCCCUAGCCUCUGAGGCGCUCGGAUGGGAUCAUAUGUUCCUGUCGGCCGUGACAGACGGAUCGCCCCAGUCUUUGACGGUCAGAGCUUCUCUGGCUCUUUUCCCCGACGAUCGUACCGAUCGGCCAGAUCUGCCCCCUGUGGUCCUGGAGUCUGACGUCGACCGCGGAAAGGAUGGUAACGUUGUCCGAGCCACAGUACGCGGGCUAAUUCGCCUUUUCACUGAGCCGACGGAGAUGGUGAAGAACGACAUGGCGGACCUCAUCGACGCGUUCUUCCUAUUCGCGCCGACGUUCACUACCGCUCAGAACCUUUUCGAGCUGCUUCUGGAGCGGGAACAACAGCAGCCCCCUCGUGAACUUACCGAGCUGGAGUCUGUUGCUUGGAAUGUUCGUCAUGAGUGCACGAGGAUCUACGUCGCGAAUCUGAUCUGCCUGUGGCUCGGAUCCCACUGGGACAAGUCGCUCGACAAGCGGGUUGAAGGUGGUUUGCUGGAUCGAAUCGGAGUCCUCAGCAGUCGCUUUGCCGCCGAUCAGAGCAUUCCCGUGGAGCUCGCGCACCAGCUCAUCGACUCCAUCCGCUAUCGGGGGAGCUGGGCCGACAAGGAAAAAGAGCGUACGGAGGCCAGCGUGGCCAACGACGUAUACUCCGAGCCGCUCUUCCGCACGAGCCUGGAUCAGAUCGUCGCCUCCUUGACGCGUCCGGACGAUUGGAGCAAACUCGAUAUCACCUACUUCCAUAGCGAUGGAGGGCCCGAGAUGAUUGCGCGCCAGCUUACUGCCAUCGAGACGGAGCUGUUCCAUAGCUUCGAGCCGCGAGAGCUGAUCAAGUUCGAGGAUCGCGACCUGCAGCGCAAGCUCCGGGAGUGGAAGUCGUUCUCUGAGGCGUUGUCCCUCUGGGUAACCAAGAGCAUCGUGCAACACAAAGAUGUGACGCAUCGCGUACAAGCUGCGACAGUGUUCAUCACCGUGGCGGGGCUCUGCAAGUCGUUGCGAAACUACAGCUCCGCCCUGGCAAUUAUCCUUGGACUUAACACGAGUUCCGUCUCGCGACUGCGUCUGACCGAGGAUAGUAUCAGCCACUGCUUCAAGGAGGUCCGCACCGGUCUGGACCAGUUUUUCCAUGCGCGUUCGAACUACGGCGAGUACCGCGCGGAGCUUCCGGUGAAUCUACCGACUGUGCCACUAGAGGUGGUUAUUCUCAGAGACAUCAAGGUCAGCCGCGAGGUCCUGCCUCGCGUCAAGUCUACGGCGCAGCCUCCAGCCAGUCCCACGGAAGAGAUGAUUCCGUUGCAGUACUACCGCAAUAUGCGACGGACAAUCCGUGACCUCGAGAAGUGCCGCGGGGAGUACACGACCAUCCAGAAAGUCGGCGUGAUCUACGACUGGAUCCACUACACUGUUGAUGAACUGAAGACCAAAGAUUACGACACGUACAGCAAGGAACUCACGCAGAUGAGCCUGGACGUUGAACCCAAAACUAAUAAUCAAGGCCCCACGCGGCUGUAAUACCGCAAGACACGAACCGCUAAUGAGCGGAUGCCAGGUGCAUCACAGCAUCAAGCUGCUACCAAAUCUUUCCGUCUCGCUUUCCUGAUCUGCAUUGCCAUGCUCUGCGCACCGUGCUAUGCCCCUGCUAUCGUUAUGCGCCCAGCUAUCCAGUUAACACCAUGUCCUCACGAUGCCUUGUAGCCCGUAUCACGUUCCUUACCGGAUAAUUGUGCUCUCCCCACUCUCGUUCAUCCUGUAUCAAGUAGCACUCUCCCCGUUAUAUUAUCAAUCAGUUGCAACUGA